CUCACUCCCUCCCCCUUCUUCCUAUCCUCCCUGUCACCCUCCCAACUCUCUCAGAGGCUCUCCCUCUCAGGCAAGCUCCUCAGUUAAAGAUGGCAUGAGCACACUGUCACCCAUCCUGAGCUUGUGGAGCAUUUUUUCCCCCUCCUUGUUUUCUCUCUUUCUCUCACUUUCCCCUCUGUUUCUUCUUCCCCUCUGUUUUCCUCUGAUCCCUCCACCUCUUUGCUCUACACGGGUCCAGUCCAGAGGGUGAAGAGGAGGGGAGGGUGGUAGACGUAGGCUGACCUCUCCCCUCUUCCCUCCUCACACCCGCAGGGCCCAGAGCGAGCUGGAGCAGGGAGCCGUCUGAUGACUUACACCAACAACGGGCUCCUUAACCCGGCCGACCACAGCCCGAUCCCCCCACUCGCCCCCUCCCUGCCUCCUGUAAGCCAGACUCUUCUUCUCUGAGUCAGUGGAAGAGAGAUCCAGGACCAUGUUUGGAUUAAAGACUCCACACUUCUACCACCCAGGUAUGAACCAUGAGUCCAAUAAAUCACCAUCAUUAGGAAUGAUCUCCACGGCAACUCGCACCACGGCUACUGUCAGUCCCCUCAGCCCACUAACCAAUGGGAACGCAGUUGCCCAAUCUGCAAACUCCGGAUUCGCUGCUGCCCUGCGUAAACUGGCCAAACAGGCUGAAGAUCCCAGAGGUUCUGCCAUCAGCGGUGAGUCUUCUCCAGUCUCUUCCCCGGCCACCAGCCACAGCUCGCCAGUCACCACCCCUAAGCGGGGCUCAUUAGGGCCCCUCCUGGGCCAGACCAGGGGCCACGGUGUCCCCAGCACCCCUCCGGUAGUCACCAUUGCCCCAACCAAGACCAGCAACGGCCUGUGGCGGGCCGACGGACGACAGGUUGAGCCAAGUGUUCAGGGACUCAGUAGGGAGCGGGUGGGUGCUGAGAACACCCAGCCACAACAGGAUAAGAGGACUCCGCCCACCCAUUCACCACACCCCCUGGCUCACCCCUUUGGCCUCACCCCCAGCUCUGUCAUGCAGGACCCCAGAAUACAGAGCCUUAGUUUGCCCGGCCAGAUGCACCCCGUGGUUCCCUCGGGUGCCGUCCCAGAGGAGUACCUGAGAGCGCUCCGGCCCUUCGCCACCUCAGAUGACCUCCGUCUGACCUCUCUACCGCUGAGUCUGGACCCUGCUGCCGCUGCCCACGCUGCAGCUGCUGCUGCUUACUAUCAUCCUGCCUACCUGCACCACCCACUGUCCUUACCAAGGAUGGAGGAGUCCCUGUGUCUUUCUGCGCUGCGGUCGCAGUUCUACUCUGUGCCUGCAGGGGGCGCCUUCUCCCCACUUCACCCUUCUGCCCUCCACUUGCACCUGCCUGGAGGCCGCUACCCUGGAGAACUGAACCACACAGCAGCGCUGGCUGAGAGGCUACAGAUGGAGAAUGAGCUCCGCCAGCGAGAGAGAGAGCAAGAGCGUGAACGAGAGAAAGAAAGGGAGCGCGAGGCAGGGCUGGAGCGAGAGCGGGAGAGGGAGAGAGAGAGGGAGGAGGAGCGGGAGAGAGAGCUGGACAGACAGAAGGAGAGGCAGAGGGAGAGACAGCAGCAGAUGGUCAGAGCGGCCGAGAGCCACUACCUGGCUGAGCUGCAGGCUCGGAGGGCACCACCGGAGGACAGGGCCAGGCCAGGGGAGAGGCUGACCCCGAACAGACUGGAUAAAUCCAAGGACUCAGAGCACCCAGGUUUCCCAGCACCCAAACCUCUGUCCCUGCAGCCUGGUCUUCACUCCUCCAGGGGCUCUAUCCCACACCCUGUGCCCAGCCUGGUGCCUUCUCACCUGGGGAAGCAUCAUGCCUCUGCUGGGGGGAUGCAUGGAGCUCUGGCAGCCGCCAUGAUGACUCAGAGGGCCAGUGAGUCGGCGUGGUUAUCUCGACAACGAGGGCAAGGGCAGGAGAGGGAGGGUCUGCCCGAGAUGGGCCUCAGGUCACCUGGGAAAGGGGUGGAGCUGAGGAGAGACAGCCACAGAACCAAUUCAAUCCAUCACAACCCAGGCAGCAAAGAUGGGCCUCCCUGCCUCGGUGCUCCACCUCCCCUUAUCUCCCCUAAAGGUCCUCAUCAUCCUCCUGCCCCUCCGACUACACUGUGGAACCCGGCCUCUUUUGUUGACACCCCCGCAGACUCGCACAGAAAACUGAACGCUCCUACACCACCAAAUCGGCCGCCUCCGGGACUGACCAGAGCCGACAGGCCCCCCCUGAGCUGGGGGGAGAAGCUGGAAGAAGGAAGCAGGAGGAGGGCGGAAGGCACGGAGAGGUUCACCUCACUGAGGGGAGCUAGUUUACAAGAAGCAGGUUCCUGGAACAAGGGAGAGCAGGACAGAGCCAUCCAGAGCCUCUAUCACCGGCACCACAUCAGUAACCUCCAUCAGAGAUCCUGUGCACCUCCGUCUAUUCCCGGUACCUGUGUUGACCUGGUGGGACGGUGUCAGGCAGCCUCUCCCUCUCCGGUGAGAGAGCGACAGAGUCAGCUGCCAGACAGCAUGCUGGUGUACGAUGAGGUUCUUCAGCAGCACCGCCGCCUGCUCAGCAAACUGGACCUGGAGGAGAAGAGGAGGAGGGAAGCCAGAGAGGGAGGUUAUUAUUGUGACCUGGACGAGUCAUAUGAUGAGAGUGAUGAGGAAGAGGUGAAAGCACAUUUGAAGAGAGUCAUAGAACAGCCUCCACUGAAACUGGACACAUCCUCCGAGAAAGUGGAUUUUCUGCGUGUGUGUGGUCUGACCACGCUGGCCCAGCGCGAUGAGGUUUUGGCACGAAAGAGGAGGAAGAGGAGGAGGAUGAUGAGAGAGCGCAGCCUCUCUCCGCCAGCAGUUCGGGGCAAGAGAAAACCUUCUUCACCUUCAACACAUACAACUCCCUUAACUACCCCGUACUCUGCCGAGCAGAUGGACAGCGCCCCCGAACUGGAUGAGAAAAAAGACUUCCUCCUUAUGUUCAACCUCUCCCAUGUCAGCCCACAGCAGAGGAGAGAUAAGGAGAGGACAGAGGAGCUGCUGAGGGCCAUUCAGAGGAAGACUGUGACAUUAGACACCCUUAGAUAUAAUCCUUUGCCUCUGUGCAAAAGUCCUCCCGCUCCCUCAACUGGUGACUCUUCAUCAGCCCCUCUGCCGAGUCAAUCAAAUGGACAUCUGUACCCUGAGUCUCCCAGCCCCUCCCCUCCCUACUCACACAAACCCAAACAUCUCCCCCAUAACGACACAUUCAAGAGCUCCAUGGACACCCACGUGCCCCGCAUCCCUCCAAGCUUGGCCCCUCAUCAUGAAAAGGCUGAAUUUAUGGAGGCUCAGCCAAACAGGAAGCUCCAUGGCCUCCAGAACGGCAUUGCUGCUUCUCCUCAGAAAAAGGAGUCCAAUCCUGUGCAGAACGGACGGAAUCGGCCCUGGGAGAGGUUCACACCUGAGGCCUUCGCUCAGCACUUCCACCAGGCCGUGCUGCAGUCCACACACAGCACACUGCAGAACAAAGGAGCAUCAAAUGAGGCCGGCUUGAAGGCGGACCGCUCGUUGCCUCACAACGUCUCUCAGCUGAAAGGUUCAACUCUUAACCAUGCCCCUCAGCACGCACACAUCAACGGCCAUCAUUUCCAUUCCCUUGUAGCCAGCAGGGACACGCCAGGACUGCGGGAAAACCUGUCUGAUGAGGAUGAGGAAGAGUCUGGUCAGGAUGAGGAAGAGGAGGAGGAGGAGGAGGAGGAAAUGGAAGAAGCUCCAAGGAAGUGGCAGGGUAUUGAAGCUAUAUUUGAUGCCUACCAGGAGUAUGUGGAUGAAUGGAGUAUAGAGAGGCAGGUUCUUCACAGUCAAUGUAAAAGACUUGAAGCACAGAAUUACAAUCUGACCAGAACUGCAGAGCAGCUCUCUCUUAACAUGGGGGAGCUGGUGAGUCAGAGGCAGAAGGUGAGAGAGGAGAGAGAGAGACUGCAGGCUCAGCUCGAGCACUUCAGGAGGUGUUUGACACUACCUAACAUUCACUGGGGCAGGGGGCAAGUCAACGGCCACACGCCGAGGUGACCUCUGACACCAACUCCCUGACGGAUACGCGAAGGAGCAGUAACAAGAACAAGACGGACUGGAGCCAGACCACUCUCUGCACUCGAAGCACUUGAAGGAACCAGUCCUUGUCUUGUUACGCCUUCUGGCCAAUCAGUUAUGUUACUGUCUGGUUCCAGAUUCAACUGAAUACCUGCCAUGUUUGCCGCGGUAAACAUAAACCAUGGUGACCAUAUAGUGUGGGCAUUCCCGCUCUCUCUCAUUCUGCCCAUGGAUUGUAACAACACUGUGUAGGCAAAACAGCAUCUUUGUCAGAGUAACGCUUACCACUCCCACUAGUCCCAGAGUUACUUCUGAAGGAGCAGUGUUUAGGUUUUUGGGGGGAUCUACUUGCAAAAAUGGAAUAUAAUAUUCAUAAUUAUGUUUUCACGUGUGUAAUCACCUAAAACUAAGAAUCAUUGUGUUUUCUUUAGCUUAGAAUGAGACCGUCAUAGAUACAUAGACAGCAGGCCCUCUUCUGCAGCACCAUGUUUCUAACCCAAGCCCAGAUAGAGCUUUUAUUUUCUGCCCGAACCUGAUUGUGUCUGACAUGACCCUCCAGGUUCCGGCUGAGCUGGGCUUUAAUUUCUCAAUUUUCCCCCGGGUUUGAAUCAGGUCGGAUAAUUGGAAAUUUGCUGACUUUAAUUUACGUAAGCUUGUAAUAAAUAUUUUAAUAUUACAUGUUUAUUAUUUUUUGAUAAUUUGGCCUUGGGCACAAACAAUGCUGCCAUGGUUAGGGGUUGUGUCCAGCUUAGACAAGAACUAUGUGGGAUCAUGUCAGGUCCAGCCUGAUAUUUUGACCCAUAGCUCUAAGCCCAUAAAAAACAAACCAAACACUGACUCAGUAGAGAGGGCCUUUUCCUAUUACAUUACCUGAAGGCUGUAGUAGGUUCUUCCACAUGUUUGGAAAAGUAGGGAAGAGGAGGGUUAUUCAGUUGGUGGCAAAUUUCAACCUCACCACUAGAUGUCACUAAAUCCAACACAGUGCUCCUUUUAGCUCAUAUCAUAUACAUUUUUGCAUAAAUGGCAUUGAUCCGUGAUGUAUCACUCAGCACAAAUCUGUAGCCUCUCUGGACAGAAAUGAGAAGAGACUAAGCGGUCACUUGGUUGCUACUCAGAGAAUGAAAAUUGAGUCAAGGAAUCAAAGCACACCUCAGGCCUUAACUUGAUAGGAUGCACUUGAAGUAUAAUUGGAGGAAAUACUUGACCGUCCUCUGUGUGGUAUAAUGUUGUAAUGUGUACUUAGCACCGUAUCUGGCAGAUGCAGCAGUUUGUGUGCUGAUAAAGCUUCUGCAGAGGGUAGGAAACAUCUAAAAGAUAUUAUCUAUAUAAUGGCAAAUAGUAUCAAUGAAGUUUUUUGAGGUUUAAUAAAUUUUCCAUUGGUAAUGUCACUUGUGAUAGAAGAAGAAUUUUGUAUGUUUUAUUGUUUUAACAAUCUCUUGUGGGAAGCCAUACUGUUUGUUUUGUUUGAAUCACUGCUGGUCAGACUAAAAAAAAAAGUUUAGAAAAUGAAGGAUAUUAGGGCAGUUGUAUUUGAAAAAUGUUACGUGAUGUCAAAAUGUUUAGGGGUUGACCAAGAUGCACUGGGGGUGGAAGGCAACAUGGCAAAUGUCAGAAUUUGUCACACAGCAUUAUCAAGUUGUCAUGACGUUUGCGCAGAUGGUUUAUCCCAGAGUCUGUCCCUCCUCAUGCCUAAAAAUGUUGAUAAAACUUGAAGAGAAUAAAAGUUGUGAUAUUUUUAAAAGACCUUUUAGACAUUCUACACCUUUUCUUUAUAAUUGGCAUCACUUGAGUGAGACAACAGUUCUUUUAGAGAUAUUGUCCAACCAUACAAAUGUUUUCAACUAUUUGAAGGUCAUUUUUGCUAUUUUUAAAAACAAUGUUAAAUGAUUUGUCAAGGACACCUAAAAGCCAAAUUAUUAUUCAGUUCCAUUUCAAUACUGUUAAAACUGAUAAAAUCUUUUCACUUGAUACUCGUAGAGCACUUGAAACAAAUCUCUAAUGGUUUAUAGAUUACAUAAACAUCAGAAUGACAGUUUCCCUCUGUGGAUAACAAUAAACUACAACUUCUCUUUUGAUUAUUUUUUUUGUGUACAACCCAGAUAAAACAAAUGUCACAAAUUCAUAAUUUCUGCCCCUUUCCCUCUGAAUUUUUAAUUCCCAGGUCCCCUUUCCUACAAGCACAAGCUACAGUAGCAACCACCAUACUCUCCUGUGUCAGCUGUUCAGUCUCCUCUACAAACUUUCUGUGGAAACCCGCAUAUUUGUUUCAAUCAGUUGUCAUGUAAUGUAUAAUUUGGGCUGUAAAAAUUGUGAUGAAUUAUUUAUUAACAUAUAUUGCUGUACAUUCUGAUGGAAAUUUACAUUAAAAUAUUUGUAAAAUGUC
Molecule: messenger RNA, 6455 nt
Organism: Centropristis striata (black sea bass)
Lineage: Eukaryota; Metazoa; Chordata; Actinopteri; Perciformes; Serranidae
Product: genetic suppressor element 1-like
Exons: 16
Coding region: 473-4051 (1192 amino acids)
Source: RefSeq, a predicted model, not a curated record